This is a messenger RNA of Saccostrea echinata, 1201 nucleotides long. RefSeq lists its product as uncharacterized. The transcript has 8 exons. Lineage: Eukaryota; Metazoa; Mollusca; Bivalvia; Ostreida; Ostreidae. The record is from RefSeq and is a predicted model, not a curated record. Bases 116 to 970 code for a protein of 284 amino acids.
GAUGCUGAUCCCAGAAGGACUAAGUUGAGUUUCCGGUUUCCCAUGAUGACUCCUUCUUUUGGAAUGUCCGCUAAACAUACAUUGUGUAACAUUGUAUAGUGUGGAUGAGAGAAUUAUGAAAUAUAUCACAGGAUGGACUCUACAACAAUGGAUCUCUUUGAUGUGGUUUGCAACGUUGAUUCAAAUUUCUGACUGUAGGUCUAACUGCAGCACUCCUUUAAACAUCCGGGACAAGUGGUACUUCCGGGACGAGCCUGGAUCUGUGUUAAGGGUCAGAAAGAAAAGUCUGGUUUUUAAACAAGCAGGAAAGAAGACGACACGCUAUAAAUGUUUGGAGGCUAAAGGCCAAACCUUCAUGCUCAGAACUCGGGUUAAUGAAGAAAACGCCCAGGGAAUAGUGUGUAUAGCAUUUGUUUCUGUUGAUGUACCCAAGGCUGAUUUCAGUGUAUGGAGAUUGUCACAAAAAGCAGCUGGCCACCCUUUAAUGGCCCCCGUUUUGGUACCCGCUUUGGUGACUCCAAGUAUCAACAAUAUGUGUAACGGAGUCCAGACACAAAUACAGUACUUUGUACAUAGGGCAAAAAAGACGUGUCGGUUCCCUCCAACCAUCAGACUCAUGUGGCAGACGACAAUACAGGGAGCCUGGCGGUUAUCAUUUACAAAAUACGAUAUGUACUUUAUCACAAUGAAUAGAACCACACUGCACUUCAGCUGCGACACGAGAGACAAGGACAAUUUUAUUUUAAGGGCCAAUAACAUACAGAAAGGGAUAGACGGGAUUCUCUGCCUUCGUAUUCUACCGCUGUCUGGAGAUCCUUACUACAGAUUCAAAAUUUCCAGGACAAAUUCUGGAAGGGAUGACUCAGUUUUUCACAUGGUGAAAAGAGUACCGCAUGGUCAACGAUUUCGUCUGUACAGAGAUUGUAACUUAAUUGAGAGUCCAGCACGGCCACAAUUUUUAUAUCCUUAAUGUGCUCCAUGGGUUAGACCAUGAAAUUUGACGCACUCAGCUGUUUCUUUCAUGCGAUGAAAAACUUAAAAUGAAAAACUCUUAAGAAGAGCGCAGACUAAGGGUCCGGUAAACCCUUUCAGGGUAACUCGGCGGACAAUGGAUAUUAAAUGAUGUUAAUACUGAUGCUAAUAUCGGUUUUAAACAAGUAAACUUUUCAGUGAAGGAUGGGACAAAAGUCGCUUAAAAGUU